UUUUUCUUAACAUUAUGUGGAAUUUUAGGAAGUUUGGAUUAACUGGUUGUUUCAUGAGAAAACAAAUCUAAAUCUUACCAAAAAACAGUAAACACGAGUUACAUUCUGUACAGAUAAGUCAGAGGAAAAGGCGUCAGCGUUUUUAAUUCCAAAUGGUCGAACCCGGCUGAUUUGUCCAAGGAUUCACUCUGGUUACCUCACCUUGGAUUUGCGUAUAAAAUGCUUCUGAGAUGGCCGUUGAGGUUUUUUCUCUUCUCUUCUUCCAAAUUCAAGCACGUGGAAGGCGUUAGAGGCGUUUCCCCAGCACGCUCCCCCGCUGCUCCCGCCUGUGCAUGUCGGGUCGCCGGAUUACACACGCUCGGGUGCCCCGGCACAUUUGGAUUUCGGAUCAGCAACGACGACGUGUUGCAGUAUGAGCCUGUUCCAAAUAUCGCAGGGGACAUAGUGUAGUAAAAUAUCUCGUUGUUUGUCUGAAAUUCAGGUUUACCUGGGCGUCCUGCGCUGGCGUUUGCCGAGUCUCGCAGCACCAGCCGGGUGAGACGUGGUCAGCGCCGCGUCUCCAGACGCCGGUGAGACCAGGGUCCCCUCCCGGGAGGGGACGGCGUCGCCUCCUGGAACCCGUGUCGCGACCGCCCUCGGCGGAGGUGGCCUGCGCUUGGAGCGGGAGGCGGCCGCUUCCGUCCGUCGCAGGCGCCCCGGGCCGGGUCAAGGCGAACCAGAGAAACCGCGUGUCCCCUCCCGGGCGCACGGAAGCGUCGCCUCUUUGACAAAUCGACCCGCCAGCAAGAACUGACGCACCGGGUCCCCGUGACCCGUCACCAGCGGAGCGGACCCCACCGCCUGGCCCAGGACGCCGCAGCCCGGGCGGCGACAAGGCGCGGGCUGGCGACACAGACGCGGAGCGCAGGAGGCGCCGGGAGGAGGGGGACAGAGGGCCGGAGGCCGAGCUGCCCGGCUCCCGGCGUCGCUCCCGGAGCCAGAAGGACGAAUGUGGGCUGGACCAGCCCACGGUGCACAGGCGCACGCGGGCCUCCGGGCCGUGGGGACCUCGAACCCUCAGAGCGACGUUUUAAAAGAUUAGAAUACAUGAGUCUCAUACAAAGAUGGAAUGAACACACGGCAAAGAUUUCUCUAACUGGCUAAUGAGGAAGCAGCGGGAUGGUGCCGGGGUCAAGCACCAGCGUUUGUCGAUGGUGUCUAGAUGACUCCAUGGUGCCCGGGGCGGUGGGGGGAGGGGGGUGGCUAGGACCGCGCUUGUCCAAAGUGCAGACCGAGAACCAGGAUCAUCUGCGGGAUGCUGGAAAUGCAGACUCUGGAUCUCCGAACUAGCACCCGCACCUAACAGGGACCUCUGUGAACGCUGGAGGCGCUCAGGGCCCAGUGAUCUAACGCUGCCCUUGAUGCUCCUGGAGAGAUGACGACGUACCAGACUCUGCUCUCAUUAGGGUGACCACCAUCCCCUUCUGCCCAGGACUGAGUGUACUCAUGGGAUGCGGGGCUUUCUAUGGCAAAAACUGGGAGUGUCCUGGGCGAACCAGGAGGAGCUGGUCACCCUGGCUGUGUUCUGGCUGCACCCACCUUCCUUCAUUGAAACCUGCCCAUCAGCAGUGCCUGAGCUGACCCCCUAUACCUCCCAUGCAGGCUCCUUCCCUGGUUCUCACCACUUCUCCUUUCUGCCCCCGCCCCUUCCUGCCCAGGUCAGUCACUCAUCCUCCCUUGCCAGCCUCAGCGAUAAGACCCAGUUCCCGUCCUUCCUUCGGACCCUGGCUAGUGACCUCACGUCCUCCCGCCUGGUGGCCCAGCUUGUCCACUUCGGAUGGUCCUGGGUGGGCAUUCUGGCCCAGGACGAUGACUACGGGCAGCAGAGCAGCUCACUGGUGAUCCAGGAGCUGGGCCAGGCAGGCAUCUGCAUUGAGUUCCACCUCCACGUCCCCUCCCAGCCGUCCCUGGAGAAGACGGAAGCCCUCGUCCGGGAGAUGGGCCGCUGCACCGCCACUGGCAUCAUCGUCUUCGUGAGCAACUUGAGUUUCCAGAUCAUCCUGCAGGGCUUGCUGGGCCAGGGCAUCUCGGGCCGGGUCUGGGUCAGCCGGGAGACGCUGCACGCUGCUCUGGCCCUGAGCAUCCCCGGCGUGUCCCAGGUCCUGCAGGGCUCCUUCAGCCUUCUGCAGCGCACCAGCCAGGUCCUCGGGUUCCCCGAGUUCUUUGCUCGCCUGCACCCUGCCCGGACCCCAGAGGACAUGUUCAUAGAGAGAUUCUGGGAGGUCACCUUCAGAUGCACGUGGCCCCGUGGGAGCCGAGGGCCAGUGGGAAACAGCUCGGUGGCAGGGGGCAUCCGGUUCUGCUCUGGGAACGAGAGCCUGAUAGGUUGGGAGUACCCCUUCCAGGACGUGGUUAAACUGGAUGUCGGGUACCCGGCCGUCUACAGCAUCGCCCACGCCCUGCAGGACCUGGGCACCUGCGAGCAGGGGGACGGGACAUGUGCAGACCCUUGGCACUUCCAGCCCUGGCAGCUUCUGCAUCCCCUCAGGAAGGUGCAUUUCAAGACCGUUGAUGGGACAGAGAUUGUCUUUGAUGCCAAUGGAGAUAUGGUUACAACAUUUGACCUUCUUCAAGGGCAGAAGACCCCUGAAGGCCUGUUCCGCUUUGUCCGAAUAGGCAUACUCAACCCACAAGCUUCCUCAGGGCAGAGCAUGAUGGUCCAGAUGAUGAAGGAGGACUUCCAGGUCCCCAGCUCUGCCUGCAGCAAGAGCUGUGCUCCAGGAUCCAGCCAGAUCAUGCGCCAGGGAGCCCCUCACUGCUGUUUUGACUGCAGCCCCUGCCCCGAGGGACACUUUGCAGACCAAAGAGACAUGGCGCGCUGCCUCCCGUGCCCCGGCGAGCAGGCGCCCAGCCCGGCGCGGGACGGCUGCCGGCCGCUGCCCGAGAUUUUCCUGAGCUGGCGCGAGCCGCUGGGCCAGGCGCUGGCGGCGGGCGCGGUGGCGCUGGCGGCCGCGGCGCUGGGGACGCUGGCGCUGUUCCUGCGGCGCCGGCGCGCACGCGCGGUUAGGGCGGCCCACGGCGCGCUCAGCCGGGCCCUGCUCGGCGCGCUGGCGCUCUGCUCCCUCAGCGCGCUGCUCUUCCUCGGCCCGCCGCGCGCCGCCACCUGCCUGCUCCGCUGGGCCGCCUUCGCCGUGGUCUUCGCCGUCGCCGUGUCCUGCGUCCUGGCCAAGACCCUGGCCGUCGUGCUGGCCUUCCGAGUCACCAGGCCAGACGACCCACUCCGCGUGUGCCUGGGCCCCCGGGCCUCCGCCGCGGUCGUGCUGGGCGCCUCGUCGCUGCAGGUGCUGCUCUGCGGGCUCUGGCUGAGCAUCUCCCCGCCGGUCCCGCAGAGGGACACGGCCUCCGAGCCCGGCCACGUGGUCGUGCGGUGCCAGGAGGGCUCCGGCGCCGCCUUCUACUGCAUGCUGGGCUACCUGGGCCUCCUGGCGGCGGUCACCCUCUCCGUGGCCUUCCUGGCCAGGCGUCUGCCCGCUGCCUUCAACGAGACCAAGCUGCUCACCCUCAGCAUGCUGCUCUUCUGCAGCGUCUGGACGGCCUUCCUGCCCCUGUACCACAGUGCGCGCGGCAAGGCCACCGUGGCCGUGGAGGUCUUCUCCAUCCUGGCCUCCACCGCAGGGCUGCUGGGCUGCAUCUUCCUCCCCAAGUGCUACAUCAUCCUGCGGAGGCGCGAGCAGAACGUCCCGGCCCGGUUAUGGCGUGGAUGCGGGCCAAGCGGGGAAGGCAGAGCCAGGAGCUCCCGGGCAGCUGUGUCCCCAGGCCCCUGCCACAAACCCUCCUGAGCCUGUCCUCGCUGAAGAAGCCAGGGCCACAGGAUCUGGACUCAUUGUUUUUCUGCCGCUUAAAAGAGAUUAAGAGAUGAAGCACAGAAAGCGGGAUGUUAAUGACUGCUAGAUCAAGAUGUGAGCAAGUGGAUGGUCACCGCCUAUUCUCUUUGUCUAUAUUGUUUAAAUUAUCCACAACUUAAAAAGUUUGAAAAAAGCCUAUGAUGCAAUAAUGAUAAUCUUAAAGAUAAUAACAAGUGUUGGUGAGGAUGUGGGGAAGUUGAAACCCUCAUCCACUGCUGGUGGGAACGUCAAAUGGUGCAGCUGCUUUGGAAAACAGUCAGCACUUCUCCAAAAGGGUCCAGGUAGAAUUAGCAUAUGACCGAGUAAUUCCACUCUUAGAUGGGCAGACGA
Molecule: messenger RNA, 4214 nt
Organism: Equus caballus (horse)
Lineage: Eukaryota; Metazoa; Chordata; Mammalia; Perissodactyla; Equidae
Product: extracellular calcium-sensing receptor
Biological process (GO): G protein-coupled receptor signaling pathway
Cellular component (GO): plasma membrane
Molecular function (GO): G protein-coupled receptor activity
Source: RefSeq, a predicted model, not a curated record